AUCAGCUUCAGUGUUGAGCGGCGAACUAAUCGGUAAAGACAGCUUUCUUCGGUUCAGUAGUGCUUCGGUACUUCAAAGUGUAAAACCCGAUCAUAAUUAUGGGAUUAUGGACGAAAAAAAGUUCGAAGAACACCCAAAAAAUGUUUUUGUGUCGGAAAAACAACUUUAUAAUAACAUAGUUUGUGAAAAUAUAAUUAAAGAACAUUCAGUGCCGCACGAAGAUAUUCUGGACAGAGCAGAAAAUCAUCCUGGAUCUCCAAAAAAGCAAUUUGAAGAUGAAAUUCCUAACUCAGACCAGAAUUUCAGCGAUUUUCUUCAUUCCAAUUUGUCAAAAUAUACUAAAAGACAUUUAGAAUCAUACCAGAGCAAUCUAAACCACAUAGAAGUACCGGAAAAUGAUUUAGGGUCACCAGAAACCCUUCCUAUAGAUAAAGAACCUACCCUAUACAAAAGUUUUCAUGAUUUCAAAUGCGGUAAUACAGAUACAAAAACUUGUAAACUGUAUAAAGAACAUUCAGACAAAUCAGUAGCACAUGAAGAUUACUGUAGAACAUCGAACAAACCUUUUCAAGAUAAUUUAUUUUGCUCUAACUUUGAAAACCCUUCAAAUUCUGGUUUAAAACCUUUAGGAAUCAAGGAAUAUUCAUCUCCAAGACCUUUAUUACUUCACCAGAGCAGCCUGGAUAGCCUAACAGUACAAAAAACUACUAGUUUUAGCCAAUUUUUUCAAACAAAACUUCCAGAGUCAUCAAAAAUAAUUAAAAGCGAUACAGGACUUGGUGAGAAUUUACAGAAAAGUUCGAUAUUUGAUGAUAAAGAUGGUCUUUCAACAUCUCUGGGUGAUUUUUUUGAUCCCAGUUCAUCACAAUCGUCAAUAUUUGACGGAACUGAAUCUGAAACUUACAAAACUUUGAGAAAAAGUAUCAGUAAAGAUAGCAGUGAUGAGAUUUCGGUGUUUUCGCCUUAUAAAGUCAUCUCCGAUGAAACGUUGGAUCUUAUUUUAUCUGGAACGGAAAGGUUUCUGCAAAUUAGGUCACCCGAAUGUGCUGAAACGCAAUUGAGCGGGAUUUGUGAGCAUGAGAAUGAGGACGGUGCUUUUGAAAAGCAAGAAACGUCGGGUCCUGAGAGUGGAGAUGUUGAGUCUGAUAAUGAGGUAGAUGAUGAGAUGGUGCUAGUUCCUUCUGAUCCACUAGAGUGGCACAGUACUCAUAUCCAGUCUUGGCUGCGUUGGUGUUCCAAAACCUUUUCUUUGAAACCACCUCCAGAUCAUGAGAAGUUUCCUCAGACGGGAAGUGAAUUGUGCGAAUUGACCAGAAUCCAACUUGAGGAACGAUCUGAUCAAAGAACUGGUACAAUAUUAGCAAAAUACAUCGCGUUUCUGCGGCAUAGCGUGUCUGGUAGAAGCAGUAGCCCUUUAAAUGUCGAAUGUAAAGUUUUUGACAAAUUUGACACAGAUAAAGACGAGCCAGAAAAAGCGGCCGCGGCCGCGGUAACCGCCGCCGCCACCGGCAGCGACCCCUACCAGCUGCUGAACGCGGCCACGCAGCGAUUGGUGGCGCAGGGCAGCGGCCAGAUCCAACUGUGGCAGUUCCUGCUCGAGCUGCUCGGCGAUUCGUCGAACGCGGGCUGCAUCGCGUGGGAGGGCGCCAACGGCGAGUUCAAGCUGACGGACCCCGACGAGGUGGCGCGCCGAUGGGGCGAGCGCAAGAGCAAGCCCAACAUGAACUACGACAAGCUGAGCAGGGCGCUCAGGUACUACUACGACAAGAACAUCAUGUCCAAAGUCCACGGCAAACGGUACGCCUACAAAUUCGACUUCCACGGCUUGAUGGCGGCGUGCCAAGCACAAGCACAGGGCCAAGGUGACAUGGUUGCCUCGUACAAGUACCAACCGCAUCAAAGUGAACUGGGUGCAGCCUUGUAUCCAACUGCUCACGGUACCGGCACUAGGAUACCGGGAAUUCUACCGCCGGCUACCCAACAGCAAGGGUUGUUUCCUCCACCCUCGUACUGGCCUUAUUCUUCGGGAAGUUUUGAUCCUAGAGGACAUCAUUUCAAUUAAAACCGUUAAGAAGUAGGGGUUUUACAGAAAUACAGGGUCUGGCAAUAGUGCGUCGCGCGUCGGGGCGUCGAACAUAUGACAUAUGUUGCUGGAAUAAAAAACUUGGGAAUAUUUUAAUUAUUGUUAGUUCCCAGUACUUAGCACGCAGAAAAAAAAUCGUGGGUGUUUGGGAAGGCUUGAAAGGAAACAAUGUUCUUGCGACGUCAAUACGAUAUAAACCGAGCAUCGAUGUAUAUCGGGCCAAAAAAUACCCGUUAAGUUUCUGUUCGAUUCGUCUCUAUGUGUCUUAGUGUUGGCGGUUGGAAUCGCCAUGAAUGUUUGUAGGCAUAAAUAGGUGGAUUAAUAUAUGUUUUGGUGCCUGAAGAAGCGGCAAUAAAGUCGCGAAACGUCGCAAAAACAUUGAUUCCUUUCAAGCCUUCCCAAACACCCACGAUUUUUUUCCUGCUUGGGAAUAUUGUUUAAGGGUAGAUCCAAAGUAUGCAAGUACUAGCGUUGAUUGAAAGAAUUGGGAAGAUACGCAAUCUAAUGGGCGAAUUCGUGACAAUCUUGUCACGAAUUUGAUUUUAUCUCUCAAGUGCUGUACGUUGAUCCUCUACUCAUUCUGCGGUCAACGCAUAAAACAUGCAUUUUCUCUAAUUCGGUUAGCAAAGGUAUAUCGAAGACGGUGCGGAACUGAAAGCCACAGUGUUGCCAUAUUAAAAUGUGUACCUAAUAUCUAUAAUACCUUUGAUAAAAAUAUCUUUGGAUGAAAAAUCCGCGUUUAUGUCUUGAACAUUUAUUCGGGUUAAAUAUAGAAUAAACAACAAAAAUAAAAAUUCUUUUAUAGGUACUGAAUAUUUCGUAUGAUCGAAAAAAGUUGUUUAGUUGGCUUGGAAAUUACGACUAUUGCCAUUUAACAUAAUAUUUUGCAUAUGAAAUAACAGCGAUCUUUAUUUCCAAGCCAACUCUG
Sitophilus oryzae (rice weevil) is the source of this 3011-nucleotide messenger RNA. RefSeq lists its product as uncharacterized. Lineage: Eukaryota; Metazoa; Arthropoda; Insecta; Coleoptera; Curculionidae. The record is from RefSeq and is a predicted model, not a curated record. The transcript has 5 exons. Gene Ontology annotation, cellular component: nucleus. Gene Ontology annotation, biological process: regulation of transcription by RNA polymerase II; cell differentiation. Bases 107 to 2062 code for a protein of 651 amino acids. Gene Ontology annotation, molecular function: sequence-specific DNA binding; DNA-binding transcription factor activity, RNA polymerase II-specific.